UCGGCUACGGGAAACGGACAAACCCCGUAAUAGUGGAGCUGUGUCAGUGCUAUUAGUGACGUCGCGCGCGACGUAGAAAUCGAACGUGGAUGCGAGAGAAAAAAGAUGCAUAAGAUUCGCGGAUAGAGGCGAAAACUUUCCCCCCCGAGGAGAGUGCGAGAUUGCGAGAGACUAUAUCCACUUACGAUGCGCUUGUCGUUCGAUUACGCGAUUGCGAUGCGAUUACCGUGCACAUCCGGGAUGGAAGAUACUCCGACGACGAGUGCCCGUUUUUGAUCGGCCGACCGGCACAGUCUAGGAUAAAUUUAAUUCACGUCGGCCCGCUGUAUUUGGGUUAAAUAUCGGCGCCGCUCGAAUAAUAUAAGAAAACAAUUGAAAAAAACGCAGGAUGCACUCCGCGUAUUCAUCUAAGAAGGGCGAUCCUCUUUGCCCUUUGGGUUUCCACCCACAGGUUCGGUGGCCAACGCGUUGCAAACGAUGUUUCAGGGACUACAAAGAGCAUGGAGGGAGAAGAAACAGUCUUGGAGACAUCACGUCUUCGUCUCCUAGUCUUUCGUCGGAUUUAUCGACGCGUGGCUCCGAGAGCAAAAGAGUCUGGUCUUCCGCUACAAACUUAGCGAAAAAUGAAACCAAGAAUAAUUAUCCACAACCAGCAACGACGACUGGAUGGACAUCUUUAAUGGAUCUCUCCGCCAUAGAUAAGGCUCCAGAAGAAGCUGCUAAAUUAGAAAACGUUAGAAGACCGGCAAAACUUCAAAUAAAAAAUGUGAUAAGCAACACUAACGGAAGUGCUUCGGAAAACGACGUGGAGUUUAUAAUUCAGGUAAGGAAAUCACGGCCAGCACCGUCGAAACGGGUGGUCGAGGAUGGGCUGGAUAAUGUGACGGUAAAGGCAGAGGAGACCGAGGAGAACGAGAUAAUAAAAUUGAAGUCUCAAUUAAACGAUAUGAGAGCAAGAUGCGAGAAGGCAGAGAAGGAAAAGAGUGAGAUAUUGCUGCGUCGAUUGGCGACUAUGGAGACGAUGUCGAACAAAACAUCGACAGGGGAAGUAGCAAAAUUACAAAAGAAAAAUGAAGCACUUGCGCAAGAGAAAAACAUAUUGCUGGCAAAGAUAAAAAGUUUAGAAAAAGAAACAAGUGUUAAACCGUUUAGAGGCGACAGGGACAAACUGCACGACGACUUACGUUCGAAAUUGAAGGCCGCGGAAAGCCUUUGCGAAAAUUUAAUGGACGAAAACGAAGAUAUGAAAAAGGAAAUUAGGCAAUUAGAAGAAGAGAUCUAUGAGUUGCAGGAUAAUUUUAGGGACGAACAGGCAGACGAAUAUACCCGUUUACGAAAAAGUUUGGAGCAAUCGAACAAAAAUUGCCGAAUAUUAUCGUUCAAACUGAGAAAAGUAGAACGCAAAACUGAAGAAUUAGAAACCGAACGAUCCGCUUUGGAGAAGAAGUACGAAGAGGUAAAGAAAACAGAAGAGAUUCUGCAAAAAGUUAGCAGCGCAUUCCAAGAUAGAACACAAAAGAAACCAACAGAUUCCACGACAAAAGUGCAACUGAAAAAGAUGGUUGACGAAGUGGAAAAAGAGAUAGAGGACAUGCUGAGUAUCUUUACCAACAUUAAAAAUGGACAUAAUGUGGAUAUACCUGAUGUAAAAGCAAAAGAGAAUAAUUUAAAGUACGACAAACUUUUAAAGGAACACGAACAACUUAAAGAAAAACUUGAGUCUGCUGUAAAGGAAUUGGCCAGCGAAAGAGAAAAGAAAAAAGUUCAACCAAGUGUAAAAGUGGACGAUACCAAAAAUACAGAUUUACAAAAUGUAAAGAAAAAGUUGGAAGAAGCAGUCAAUUUACGUGAAAUGGAAAGAAAAGCGUGGGAUAAAGAGAAACUAGCGCUUCUAGAAGAAAAGGAGAAAUUAAAAUCUAAACUUCUAUCGCUGUCAGCCGAAAAAUUAAAAGUUUAUAACGAAGUUGUACAACUAAAGAAAGAUCUCGAAACGGCUAAACUGUCGGAGAAAGAUACCGCUAAUAUGGAGGUCGUAAUAAACGAAUUAAAAGAAAAACUAUCGCAAGAGCAAGAAAAGUGUAAAAAGCUGCAAGAUGAUUUGUCAUCGCACACAGAAAGAGAAUCGAAAAUAUCGCAAUCGAUAACAACUGCUGAACAGACAAAAGCCAAGCUCGAUGCUGAAAUAAAACGUUUGAAGAAAGAAUUGGAAAGUACGAAGUCUACUACAUCAACAAAGAUCACAAAUCUAACAACAGAGCUUGCGGAACUAAAGCGAGAAAGCGAUAAACUGACGUCACAACUUAAUAGUGAAAGAGAGGCGAAAGAAACGGAAGUAGAGGAUCUCAAGAAGAAAAUAACUUCCUUGGAGAAAGCUGGACAAAAUACAAAACGCAUAAACGAAAUGAAGCAAACUUACAAUGAGAAAAUUCUAAAUCUCGAGAACGAUAUUAAAAAACAUCAGCAAGAGCAAGAGACUUUAACAAAAAGAUAUCAAGAGCUUACGAAUUCAAAGCUACAGCUCGAAAGGGAAAAUGAAUCUCUGAAUAGCAAGUGUUCAGAGUAUAAAAAAGACGUAAAAAAUAUUCAAGCGGAGGUUGAAAGUCUUCGUAACUCGAUGAGAACAAAAGAGAACGAAUGGCGAUUGGAGAAGUCUGUUCUUGAGGCCCAAGUUCGCGAUAGUCAAUUACCGAAUAAAGUUAUUGUAAUGGAAUUAAAUGAUGAAAUUAACACAUUAAAGAAAGAGAAUGCUACUUUACUGGAGAGAGUAGAAGAUACAAAGAAAGUGAAUGACGAUCUAUCUACAAAAUUGAAAGAUUACGAAGCAGUUUCCAAAAUUCAUCAAGUAUUGACGCCCGAUACUACAGCAUUGGAGUCGGAAAUUCAGAAAUUGAAGAAUACUCUGACAAAUACAGAAAAAGCCAAGAAGACAGACUUAGCGCAGUGUAAGAUGCGCUACGAGCACAGGAUCACGGCGAUCAACGACGAGAUCCAGGCUAUUCAGAAUCAAUUAUCGCGAUACAAACGAGAACGUGAUACUUACAAGCACAUGCUGGAAGGCGCGCAAAAAACUAUAGGCGAGUUAAAGUCCACGAGACAAGGUAGACUUUCUAAUGCAUCCUCCGGAAAGUCGGACGAGGAUGAAGAAACGUCGAAAGCCAAUGUGCUAAUACUAGAGAAACAAAUAAGUUGUAUGGAAGAUGAACUUUCUGAAACAAGGCUCGAAGCUUCUAGGCUAAAGGCCGAAUUGGUUUCGGAAAAAUCAGCUAGCCACGUUAAAGUCUCCGAAUUGCAAUCUCGAAUUAAUGAGUUGGAGGAAGAACGAUUGCUCACCAGCGGACGCUCGAAAAUUCCAGGAUUAAAAGUGCGAAUGGAGUUAGCUUGGCAAAAGGAAAGAGAAGACCAUCAAAGAUUGCUACAGGAAACGGCAACGCUAGCGCGAGAUUUACGACAAACACUAUUCGAGAUAGAACGAGAACGUAGCAAAGAGCGACUUGAAAAUAAAAGGAAACAAGAUCAGUUGAAAAAAGUAUUCGACGAAGAGAAGGAAGAAAAUAAGAAGAAAUUAUUAGAAUUGCAAUGUGAUUUACUUGAACUGAGGGACGCGCACGCAAAAUUAAGAACAAGCAACGAGAAGAUGAGACGCGAAAAAGAGCGACAUGAAAAGGAGAGGCAGGAACUUAAAGAAGUGAUAUUGAAUAAAUCUAAAUUAGAACAAACUGAGUUACGCAACAUCAACAUUCUUAUGCAACAAGUUCAAGAUUUGCUACAACUUUUCCCCGAAUUAAAUAGUGUAACAGAAAAUGGAAAACCCGAGGUAUUUACGCCAACUCCGCCGAGACGAUUAAAGGGACCAAAAUCAAGAGAAUCGUCGCCAAUGUUGGAAACAAAGAGCGAGAUGAAAGUUGUAACUCCAAUACUCGGGGAAAGAACAGGGAAAUUGGAAUAUACUAUUAAAAAAUUAAUGGAUGUAGCAAAGGAACUUAAAGAAUCGAAGAAAGUGACAGACGAAACGAAUGCAACGCGCUUGAAAAAAAUGGGGAAAAGAUCAACAUCAGUAGAGAGCGAUCCAGGAAAAGGAAUAGUAUUGAACCGCUCUAAACCGCGUUUAAAGAGAAAGAGUCUUUCUUUGGAACAAACGUCUGGGCGUCAAGAGUCUCCAGCGAUUUGGGGCACGGAUAGCAAUUUGUCGAGCAUGCAAUCGUUGGAAGGAUCGGAAGUCGAGUCUCGUGGAACUAGUCGACAGAGAGAUUCCAGUGUAGACAGCCGUCUUUCCGGAGGAUCGACAAAGAGCGAAAUGUUAGAUCGAGACAAAAAAUAUGGCAAAGGGAUAAUACGAAAAUUAACGCAUAAAUUAACUAAAUCAUCCAGCGUCGAUGACCCAAAUAUGACUGACUACUCGCUUCAGACAUCUGGUUCUGAAACCAGUAUCAACGAAAGCAGUAAAAUGGAAAAGAAGAAUUUAAAGAAGAAGUUAACGGCCAUGUUCAAAAGAGGUUCGAGAAGCAGCAGCUUAGACAAAAAGAAUAGUUCCAGCAGACCUGCUUCGAGGAACUCCAUGACAUCGGAUUAACAAUCUUCUACGUGCGAUCUUGCUAAGGACAAUUUGAUGUACUUUGACUAGUCGUCACAAACAUUAUUUCCUGGGGGUGCAGCAUUACAUUCGACAAUACUGCAAUAAUAAGGCAGACUGCUCAAAUUCGUAUUUAAACACUGUGCACCGGGAUGAUGCGCAACGCUCGGCAUCAGAAUUGCCGUUUCGCGUGAAGUUAUGUACAAUUGGAAUAUGCUCAGCGACGUAUGAAUAGCGUCCAGAUAUUUGUGCAUUAGAAAUCAUGUCUGGUGUUUUAAUAUCGGUAAAUGUUUCAUGUAUAUAAAAACUUAAAUCUAAAAAUAAAUAAUAAAAUAUUCAAAAAUAAAUAAUAAAAUAUUAAGAAUAUAGUUUCCUAAUUAAAUGAACCAAUGAAUGCACGAAUAUUUAUAUAUGAUGCGUACGGUCCGCGCGAGUAUACCCCAAAAAUGUGUACAACUUUAUGUGUGAAGACAUUCUUGGCGUUAAAUAAAAAAAAAUUAUAGAUUUUUUCGUAAAAAGUAGAAAGAGCAAUGCAUAUAUGUACGUGUAUUCUUGUAUGUUGAUAGCGUAUAAUCGAUUUAUCCAAAUCCGUAAAUUUUACGAUAUCCUCAUCGUUUUAAUAUCCUAUUGUAUUAAAUAGUCUCCAUUUAAUUUCAAUUUACGCAGUUUUUCACACAAACGCACAAAUAAAAAAAAGACUCGUGCACGGUCACGUGUGUGUGUAAAACAUAUCCUUAUGUGUAAUAGUCAAUCAUUGGAAAAUAUAAUGUACAAAUUUCUGAUUA
This is a messenger RNA of Linepithema humile (Argentine ant), 5355 nucleotides long. RefSeq lists its product as uncharacterized. The record is from RefSeq and is a predicted model, not a curated record. NCBI's taxonomy places the organism in Eukaryota, Metazoa, Arthropoda, Insecta, Hymenoptera, Formicidae.